This is a messenger RNA of Eurytemora carolleeae, 1236 nucleotides long. Its product is annotated as mRNA decay activator protein ZFP36L2. NCBI's taxonomy places the organism in Eukaryota, Metazoa, Arthropoda, Copepoda, Calanoida, Temoridae. The transcript is spliced from 2 exons. The coding region runs from base 95 to 844 and encodes 249 amino acids. The record is from RefSeq and is a predicted model, not a curated record. Gene Ontology annotation, molecular function: mRNA binding; metal ion binding.
AAGCAGUAAGUAAAGCUAUAGUUCAGUAUACAGGCAACAAGCGGCAAGAAUACAGCUAACUAGCUGUACUGUGCCUAUUUAUUUAUUUAUCAAAAUGAUUGGAAAGGUUCAGAACCAGGACAGUUUCCUUAGUCUGAGGAUUCGUAUCGACAACGAUUACGAGCCAAACCAGUUCGGAUACAGUGCUCCCUCUUCUCCCGGAGAAUCCCUGUUGCCCCGGGAUUGCCAGGAGAUGAGGUUGAACACUCCCCGGUCUGGUGUCCAGACUCCCACCCAGCAGCAAGAUCAGCAGCAGGCCAGUACUAGAUAUAAGACGGAGAUGUGCCGACCCUACCAGGAACACGGAGCCUGCAAGUACGGAGAUAAGUGUCAGUUUGCGCACGGACAUGAAGAACUUCGCUCCGUCAACAGGCAUCCAAAAUACAAGACCGAAGUGUGCCGAACCUAUCAUAGCGCUGGGUUCUGUCCCUACGGACCCCGUUGUCACUUUAUCCACGCCAUGGACGAGCUACGACCUAACCCACCCACUCCAGAGAAAAAGUCGAACUCGACGGUUAAGCAGCUGCCCAUGUUCGGCGGUUCGAACUCCUCCACCUGGUCCUACCCCGACACAAGCAACGACAUGAAGCAGGCCGUCAACCAACUCAGCAACUUCUUUAACAUUUCCCUCGGAGGCAGGAACAACCUAAACUCUUCCGGCUCCUCCGAAUCCUCCCGCAGCGGAUCCUUCUGCUCCGACCUGGACUCUCCGACGUCGACAUCCCCUCCCCCAGCCUCCUACUCCUCCUCUCCACUUGAUGUAUCCCGCUCUCUUCGUCUUCCAAUCUUCAACAAGCUGGCCUGAAUUUGUCUAAAUAUAAAGUAAAAUUGCUAAGAACCUACGUUGUCGAAAGGCUUUGGAUUUGUUGAUGAAACGAUUCUUGAAGCAGUUGAUUAGCGAUUCUACUAGCAGUUGACUUUGUUCACUUCUCCCCAACCCAAUUCCCUCCAAAACCUGCAUUAUAUCAACACCCUGCCCCUAGGACCCUUGGAACCCCUGGAGGCAUUUAACCGAGUGACUGUUUAAGAUGAAUAUAUGAGUAUUACGUGCAGAAAGAUUGAUUUAGUCACAUAAAUUCCUAGCAACGCUGUCCGGCGUGUGUUUAUAUUUAUCCUAUACACUAUUUAUUUCUCUCCGACAUUAUGUAUGUGAGGUACAAGUAUUUAUUAAUAAAUGCAGGAUAAAGCCCCCCCAGA